GACAGCGCAAUCAAAUCCGAGAAGGAAGGAAGCCACAUCUGAAGUUCUGAACCCCAAUCCAGUCUCCCCCUUCAGCGCCAUGGCUCUCUCCUCCCUCUCCAUGUCCCUCCCCCUCGCGAAGCUGCCCUCGACCUCCAAAUCCAGUCGCUUCCUGCCCAUCCGCGCCUCCUCCUCUGCCGCCGCCGCCGCCUCCCCGUCCUUUGAUUUGCGCCGUUACUGGACAUCCCUGAUCGCCGAUGUGGAGGCCGAGCUCGACGCCGCGAUGCCCAUCCGCCCGCCGGAGAGCAUCCACUCCGCCAUGCGCUACGCCGUCCUCCCGGGCGCCGGCAACGAGGGCACCGCGAAGCGCGCGCCCCCGGUUCUCUGCGUCGCCGCAUGCGAGCUCCUCGGCGCGCCGCGCGCGGCCGCGCUCCCGGCAGCCGUCGCCCUCGAGAUGCUCCACGCGGCGUCGCUUGUGCACGACGACCUCCCCUGCUUCGACGCCGCGCCCACUCGCCGCGGGCGCCCAUCCACCCACGCCGCCUACGGCACCGACAUGGCCGUCCUAGCCGGGGACGCGCUCUUCCCCCUCGCCUACACCCAUGUCAUCUCCCACACCCCCUCCCCCGACCCCGUACCCCAUGCAGUCCUCCUCCGCGUCCUCGGGGAACUAGCGCGCGCCGUGGGAUCCACAGGGAUGGCAGCCGGCCAAUUCCUCGACCUCGCCGGCGCCACCGCCCUCGGUGAGGCCGAGGUCAUGCAUGUCCUGAUGAAGAAAUUCGGCGAGAUGGCGGAGUGCUCCGCUGCCUGCGGCGCCAUGCUGGGUGGCGCCGGUCCCGACGAGGAGGCCGCUCUGCGGCGCUAUGGCCGCACCAUCGGCGUCCUCUACGAGCUAGUCGACGACAUCCGGAGCGCGUCGGGGAACGGCAAGAUGAGGAGCAAUGCCAGCGUCCUGCGCGCUCUUGGCAUGGAUCGUGCGCUCGGCAUCGUGGAGGAGCUCAAAGCUCAGGCCAAGACAGAGGCUGACAGGUUCGGCGACAAGUACGGCGAUCGGGUGCUUCCCUUAUACAGUUUUGUGGACUACGCGGUGGAGAGGGGAUUUGAGCUGCAGGAUGCGGUUGCGACGCCGUAAGCGCGGACCAACCUUGAUGCUACCGGAUAUUUGAAGUUUUGGACAGGUGGUUAUAUAUGGAGUUAUAUGGUGCUGAAAUUUGGUGAGCAAUUUUCAAUCUGAAAAUUUAAAUUCCUAGGAGAAAGUUGAGAUUGCGCCAUCGUCUUCUAGUGCAGAUGUCUAGAUACUUGAUCCUGCUGCAGUUGUGAGCUUUAGUUAGUUGCUGAAAUAAGAUGAUGUGAUUAAUUGAAGACUUCCUAUUAUAAAAUACCACAAUUGCUAUGUGCUUGCUGCUUAAUAUAUUCUGAUGAUCAAAAUU
Messenger RNA from Oryza brachyantha (malo sina), 1409 nucleotides. RefSeq names its product heterodimeric geranylgeranyl pyrophosphate synthase small subunit, chloroplastic. Gene Ontology annotation, molecular function: prenyltransferase activity. The transcript has a single exon. The record is from RefSeq and is a predicted model, not a curated record. The coding region runs from base 80 to 1111 and encodes 343 amino acids. NCBI's taxonomy places the organism in Eukaryota, Viridiplantae, Streptophyta, Magnoliopsida, Poales, Poaceae. Gene Ontology annotation, biological process: isoprenoid biosynthetic process.